CUUUGUUUUUGCUAACCGCUAUCUGACCCAAGCUAGGCGGCUGUACUGAAACUCCGAACUUCCACCAACAUUAAGCUAACGGAAACAAAGAGGAUUCUGUCAAAAUGCCUCAGACCAACAAGUCAGCGAGCGGCUGCAGUGUGCCAGGACAGGUAUCUGCCCCAGACCAGGGUGAGCCGCCACCGCCACAUCUGCCGCCGCCACAGGAUGUCAGGUCCCAGGUGGCUGCUGGAGAUGGACGUGGAGAAGUCGCUGCAGAAAACCAGGGAGAACCAGAGAUCGUCAAAUCACCCAGUGACCCGAAGAAAUACAGGUACAUCGAGCUGAGUAACGGCCUCCGAGCGCUCCUCAUCUCGGACUUCAGCGGGGCUGACGGGAAACGAGGCUGCGCAAACGGAGAGGACGAGGAGGAGGACGGGGAGGAGGAGGAGGAGGAGGAGGAGGCGGCGGCGGAGGAGGAAGCUGUGGAGGAAGAAGGGGAUUCCGGUGAGGGGUCUGAGGAGGACGAGGAGGAAGCUGUGGAGGAAGAGCAGGACAGCGACUUUGAUGAGCUGGACGAGGACAACGCAGGGAAGAAGAAGAGAGGGAGCUCUGAGAAGCAGGCGGCAGCUGCUCUGUGCAUCAGUGUGGGGAGCUUCAGUGACCCAGAAGACCUGCCCGGCCUUGCCCACUUCCUGGAACACAUGGUGUUCAUGGGCAGUGAGAAAUACCCAGCGGAGAACGGCUUCGACGCCUUCCUGAAGAAGCACGGCGGAAGCGACAACGCCUCCACCGACUGUGAGAGAACCAUCUUCCAGUUCGACGUGCAGAAGAAGUUUUUCAAAGAGGCGCUCGACAGGUGGGCUCAGUUCUUCAUCUGUCCUCUGAUGAUCGAAGAUGCCAUCGACAGAGAGGUGGAGGCUGUCGACAGCGAGUACCAGUUAGCGAGGCCGUCCGACUCGCAUCGAAAGGAGAUGCUGUUUGGGAGUCUGGCUAAACCAGGACACCCUAUGAGCAAAUUCUGCUGGGGUAACGCUCAGACAUUAAAGCACGAGCCCAGAGAGAAACAGAUCAACACCUACCAGCGGCUCAGAGACUUCUGGAGGAGAUAUUACUCCGCUCAUUACAUGACGCUCGCCGUUCAGUCCAGAGAGACUCUGGACACUCUGGAGCAGUGGGUGAGAGAGAUCUUCAUCAACGUUCCCAACAACCAUGAACCCCGAGUCGACUUCUCUCACCUCCAGCAGCCGUUUGACACGCCAGCCUUCAACAAACUCUACAGAGUGGUUCCUGUGAGGAAGGUUCACGCUCUGACCAUCAGCUGGGCCGUACCGCCGCAGGGGAAACACUACAGAGUGAAGCCUCUUCAUUACAUCUCCUGGCUGAUCGGACACGAAGGAACCGGCAGCAUCCUGUCUCAGCUCAGGAAGAAGUGCUGGGCUCUGGCUCUGUUUGGAGGAAACAGUGAGACGGGUUUCGACCAGAACACCACCUACUCCAUCUUCUCCAUCUCCAUCACCCUCACCGACCAGGGCUACCAGAACUUCUACCAGGUGGUCCAUAUUGUGUUCCAGUACCUGAAGAUGCUCCAGACUCUGGGUCCCCAGCAGAGGAUCUAUGAGGAAAUUCAGAAGAUCGAAGCCAACGAGUUCCACUAUCAGGAGCAGACGGAUCCCAUCGAGUUUGUGGAGAACAUCUGUGAGAACAUGCAGCUGUUUCCCAAAGAGGACUUCCUGACCGGAGACCAGCUCAUGUUUGAGUACGACCCGCAGGUGAUCAGUGCUGCUCUGUCCCUGCUGACUCCCGACAGAGCGAACCUGCUGCUGCUGUCACCGGAGAACGAAGGUCGCUGUCCGCUCAGAGAGAAAUGGUUCGGUACCUGCUACAACAUGGAGGACAUCUCAGAGGAGUGGGGUCAGCGCUGGGCAGGAGACUUCGAACUCAACCCUGAGCUGCAUCUUCCUGCUGAGAACAAAUACAUCGCGAGUGAUUUCACCCUGAAGACCUGCGACCGUCCGGACUCAGAGUUUCCUGUCAGGAUAGUCAACAGCGAGCGCGGCUGUCUGUGGUACAAGAAGGACAACAAGUUCAAGAUCCCGAAAGCUUAUAUCCGUUUCAACCUGAUCUCCCCGAUGAUUCAGAAGAGUCCCGAGAAUCUGGUCCUGUUCGACCUCUUCGUGAACAUCUUGGCUCACAACCUGGCAGAGCCGGCCUACGAGGCCGACGUGGCUCAGCUGGAGUACAAGCUGGUGGCCGGAGAGCACGGCCUGGUGGUCCGGCUGAAAGGCUUCAACCACAAACUGCCGCUGCUGUUGAAGCUGAUCGUGGAUCAUCUGGCAGAGUUCAGCGCCGAGCCGGGCGUCUUCACCAUGUUCUCUGAGCAGCUGAAGAAGAGCUACUUCAACAUCCUUAUCAAACCAGAGAGACUCGGCAAGGACGUCCGCCUGCGGAUCCUGGAGCACUGUCGCUGGUCGGUCAUUCAGAAGUAUCAGGCCGUCACCAAGGGUCUGACCGUCGACGACCUCAUGACCUUCGUCGCUGGGCUGAAGGCGGAGCUGUACGCCGAGGGGCUGGUGCAGGGGAACUUCACCAGCACGGAGUCCAAAGAGUUUCUGCAGUACUUCAUCGACACGCUGCAGUUCCGGCCUCUGUCAGCAGAGGUCCCCGUGUUGUUCCGGGUGGUGGAGCUGCCUCAGAAACAGCAUCUCUGCAAAGUUAAAUCUCUCAACAAGGGAGACGCCAACUCCGAGGUCACCGUGUACUACCAGUCGGGGCUGAAGAACCUGAGAGAGCACGCGCUGAUGGAGCUGAUGGUGAUGCACAUGGAGGAGCCCUGCUUCGACUUCCUCAGGACGAAGGAGACGCUCGGGUACCAGGUGUACCCGACCUGCAGGAACACCUCGGGGGUGCUGGGAUUCUCCGUCACCGUGGAAACACAGGCCACCAAGUUCAGCACAGAGUUCGUUGAGGCGAAGAUCGAGGAGUUCCUGGUCAGCUUCGGCGAGCGUUUGUCGGGCCUGAGCGCGGAGGCCUUUAAGACCCAGGUGACGGCGCUCAUCAAGCUGAAGGAGUGCGAGGACGCCCACCUGGGAGAGGAGGUGGACCGCAACUGGUUCGAGGUCGUCACACAGCAGUACGUCUUCAAGAGGCUCGACAAGGAGAUCGAGGCUCUGAAGCUCUUCACUCAGGCGGAGCUGGUCUCCUGGUUCCUGGAGCACAGAAACAACAGCAGGAAGCUCAGCAUUCAUGUGGUUGGUUUCGGGCCGGAGGAGAACGAUCCGCCUGAACUGAGCGCCGCCUGCAGCCCUGCCUGCAGCCCCGACAGCCCUCCCUCCUCGGCGUACGGCGAAGUGAACGAGCUGACGUUCCUGCCGACCUCCUCGCCAUCCCUGCAGGACGCCACGCUCAUCACCGACAUCAGAGCUUUCACCUCCUCCCUCCCGCUACACCCCUACCACAAAAUCCUCAGCUAGGACGCUGCGGGCCGACAGGAAGUAACCAGGAGACGGGCAGCGUUGACGUGUGGUCAAAGAGGACAGACAGAAACUGAGGAUGUGUUUGUUAUUUUUGUUUUGUGGGUUUGUGUUUGUAAUAAUGCUGCAUUCACAUGCAAUCGGGGAAAAAGUAAACCUGGCCCCGUGUUUGUCAAGCGUCUCAUGGUCGUCCUGCUGAAACGCUCGCUUUGAAAUAAUAAUCGGAAACGUUCAUGGAACAAAGGCGUCAUGUGUGCAGGCGCUGAUAUUCACUCCAGCUCAGACCAGAAGACCGUUACCAACGAGCUACUGGCAUUCAGCCCUGUCCAAUCACAUCGUCCCACGCUACCUGUUAUGCAACUCGCCUCAGGUGGGGGGGUGCAGCAUUUUAAUCCUGUAAUGUUCAGUGUUGGGAAAUACAUGGUUACAAUAUCAACAUCUCUCUUUGACAGUUCGAGGUGUUUGAAGUGUGGCUGUACGAGGUACUUAUACACAGUCAGAGUAUUACCUGCAGUAGACGGCGGUCGGUCAGCGCAUCUUCCCUUCAGAGAAGCAGAGAGAAGAGAAACCAAUAUCACUUUAAAUGUUCGCUAUAUUAUGAAUAUAUCAGUUAUAACAGCAGUUUCCUUUGGAGCUACGUUUUCUAAGCCAGUGAACUUUCGAAACCUUGCUGUGCAACUUAUCACGCCGCCGGAGAUCAGCAGUUUGGGUCAGAAAGGGCCGUUGCAACAUCAGACUGAAAUCAAACUUCACUUUUCUAUAGAUUUAAAAGACGGCGCCUCCGUGCCGGCACGCAUAAGUUUCUCCAAACUGUAAGAAAGAGACUUUGGAUAAGAACCUCAAACAGCCCUACUUCAAAACUCAAGAACUAUUGAAAUAAAUUAACUCACAAUUGGUAUUAAAAGCAUGUUUUCUCCCAUAGCUUCAGUCCUGAUGUGUUCAGGGACAGUAUUGAGAGUGUAGGUCAUAAUUCGGAAUAUGGUCAAGUGCAAUAUCCAAAUCACAGGAGCGGCAAUUUUUUUAAUGUGUCCUAACAUCUUGUUUCUAAAAGAAGAAGCUACAGAGAGAUGCUUUGGCCAAAAAAAUCUUCUCCAGACGAAGGGAACGUGCUUUUUUUUUUUGGUGCAAUAUGGUGUAUAGAAACAAAUCUUUGUUUUUAUAUUUGGUGAAAAUUAACUGCUAAAAAAUUACCAUUCCCCUAAACGUCCGUCAAAAAACGUGUUACGAUUUUAUUUUCGCGCCUAAAAUGCAAGAAAAUAGAUUUGAAGCGUAAAAUCUUAUUUUGGGUUGCAGUUACGUAACACGCGAGCCGUUACGCAGCUAAACUGAGUAAAAUAAAAAAACAAUAAUUCUGGGGAAACGCCAUCAGUUUCACAGCUGUUCCCGUUCUCUGGGAGGAGGACGUCGGUUUAUGUGGAGAGAGCACAGUCUCUCAGUCAGUCAAAUAAUGAUUACAUUUACCCACAAACAAAUCUUUUAAAACACUCAUAAUCAUCAAUAUCUCCCACGCAGAGUGCACACAUGACGCCUUCUAGCCCUAAAAAACCCAACACAUUUCUCUGAGACGUCUGAUCAACACGGCCACCGAGCUUCUUACAGAUCCACGAUGAUCAAUACUUGUUAGGAAACUGCUCAGCUCAUAUUUAAAGGUGGAAUCUGACUGGUGGGAAUUUGAGUUUGGGUCUGAUAUUUUUAAGGAAAAUACGGCGAGCGUGAGGAAUAAUAUGUUAAUCGUUGAUGCGAAAAGGCCAAACAGAAGUGAGUACAGAAAACUACAAUCAUGGCGGUCCUGAUUGAUUUAAAGGAGUCUGAUUGUUAUGAAUUAUUUCUGUGUGGCUUUUAACUGAGAAAUAAUGUGUAUGAUUAUUCCCAGGUUAAGUGAAUGCAGCGUGAUGACUCAGGGCUCUGGUUUAAAAUACAGUACUGACAGAAACAACAGUUCAUGUAAAGAAGAAUUAAAUGUGUACUAACAGCAUGUGGUGGCCAGUGAUACAAAACUGAAUGUACUGCAGUAGUUUGUGGAGGCUGGACUGUGUCGCCUACAGCAUUUCAUCGACAAUUAAAAACUUCAUUAAAUGUUUCUGUCUUUAAAUCAUAAUAAAACAAGAUGUAUCUCAAA
This is a messenger RNA of Micropterus salmoides (largemouth bass), 5571 nucleotides long. Its product is annotated as nardilysin-like. The record is from RefSeq and is a predicted model, not a curated record. Gene Ontology annotation, biological process: proteolysis. Lineage: Eukaryota; Metazoa; Chordata; Actinopteri; Centrarchiformes; Centrarchidae. Bases 105 to 3452 code for a protein of 1115 amino acids. Gene Ontology annotation, molecular function: metalloendopeptidase activity; metal ion binding. The transcript has 31 exons.